AUGUCACCCCCAGCCAACGACAAAUCCAAGUCUGCGAGCUUGAACGCCGAGACUGCCUCCAUCCAGAGCACUUCGACCAUGUCGAGUCUCAAGGCUCUGCUGCACCCCAAGAACAAAAAGGAGAAAACCCGCGUCCCACCCGAGACCAUGGAACAGAAGACCACGAGGACGGAGGCUACUGCCACCUAUAUGGCGAUGAGAUAG
Fonsecaea pedrosoi CBS 271.37 is the source of this 204-nucleotide messenger RNA. RefSeq lists its product as uncharacterized. NCBI's taxonomy places the organism in Eukaryota, Fungi, Ascomycota, Eurotiomycetes, Chaetothyriales, Herpotrichiellaceae. The transcript has a single exon. The record is from RefSeq and is a predicted model, not a curated record. Bases 1 to 204 code for a protein of 67 amino acids.